AUGGGCACGGGCAAUGCGCACGCCACCGCUCUGCAGCACCCAGCUUCUCGGCGGAGGUCGCGCAGGCACCGCACGCUGUGCAUGCGUUCGAAAGACCCCUGUACGGAGGUGGUUUGCAGCUUCGGCAGCACCUGCGUACGGUCCACGGAUGGGCAGUCGGCCAAAUGCAUCUGCAUGUCCUUUUGUAGCGGCCUGCCCGAAAACACCGUGUGCGGCAGCGACGGCAAGGACUACCGCAGCGAGUGCCACCUGAACCGACACGCUUGCGACAAGCAGGAGAACAUCUUCAAGAAGUUUGACGGGCCCUGUGACCCUUGCAAAAACACCCACAACGACAUGAAUAGAGUUUGCCGGGUCAGCCCUCGUUCGCGACGAGCCGAAUUGCUGCCCAGGCCUGAAAGCUGUCCCCUGAAAAAGGAGCCAGUGUGUGGGGAUGACGGGGUCACAUACGGGAACGAGUGCGUCUUACAUAGGACGGGCGCCAUCCGGGGCAUCGAGAUCCAGAAGUUGCGUUCAGGACAGUGCCAAGUUCAAGACAGAUGCCGGGACGAGUGCCGUUUCAACGCCGUGUGCCUGAUCCGCCGGGGCCUCGCCCGCUGCUCCUGCGAACGAGUCAUCUGCGACGGCGCCUACCAGCCCCUCUGCGGCAGGGAUAGCCGGACCUACUACAACGACUGCGAGCGCCAGAAGGCGGAGUGCCAGCAGAAAGCCGCCAUUCCAGUCAAGCACCGCGGACCUUGUGAUCUUGGCAAGCCGAGUCCCUGUUUGAGCGUCGAGUGCCAGUUCGGGGCCACCUGCGUGGUGAAGAACCAGGAGGCGGUUUGCGAGUGCCAGCAAGUGUGCCACAGCAUCUACGAUCCGGUCUGCGGCAGCGACAACCUCACCUACAGCAACCCUUGCGAGUUGGAUGCCAUGGCGUGCGCCCUCCGGAAGGAGAUCCGCGUGAAACACAAGGGCCCCUGUGACCGCUGUCGGAAGUGCCAGUUCGGUGCCAUCUGCGAGGCCGAGACGGGGAGGUGCGUGUGCCCCACCGAAUGCGUCGCCUCCUCCCAGCUGGUUUGCGGAACUGACGGCAACACCUAUGGGAGCGAGUGCGAACUCCACGUUCAGUCCUGCAUCCAACAGGUCUCCAUCGAGGUGGCAGCACAAGGCAGCUGCAAAGCGUGUGGGGCUACAGUGUGUUCCUUCGGGGCAAAGUGUGUGGACGGGCAGUGCCUCUGCCCCCGUUGUGAGCAGCAGCCCUUGUCCCGCGUCUGUGGCAGCAAUGGCAUCACGUACAACAACGAGUGCGAACUGCGCCUGGCGGCUUGCCAGCAGAAGGAAGAAGUGGAGGUCGAGAAGAGGGGCCCGUGCGAAGACGAGUGCGGCUCGGGUGAUGGGUCUGGUUCCGGAGAUGCCAUCGAGUGCGAGAGAGACAGCUGCCGGAAGUACGGCGGUUCGUGGGAUGAGGAUGUGGAAGAUGACCGCUGCGUGUGUGACUAUACCUGUGGGACCGUGCCACAGAACUUGGUGUGUGGGUCGGAUGGAGUAGCCUACGCGAACGAGUGUGAACUUAAAAAAUCCCGCUGUGAGAAACGGCAAGACGUUUACGUGGCAAGCCACGGACCCUGCCAAGGAGUCCCCACGCUUCCGUCUUCCUCGCCAGAACUCCUUCACUGUAGCAAAACCGUUUACGGCUGCUGCCCAGACAACGUGACUUUGGCGCUUGGAGUGGGGUCGGCCGGAUGCCCCAGCACUUGCCACUGCAACCCCUAUGGCUCCUACGGAGGGAGCUGCGAUCCCAGCACAGGCCAGUGCUCCUGCAAACCCGGGGUCGGGGGAUUGAAAUGUGACCGCUGCGAACCCGGGUUCUGGAACUUCCGUGGCAUCGUCACGGACAACAAGAGCGGCUGCACCCCCUGCCACUGCGAUCCGGUGGGAUCCGUCCGGGAUGACUGCGAACAGAUGACCGGCUUGUGUUCCUGCAAAACCGGGAUUACUGGCACGAAAUGCAAGCAGUGUCCCAGUGGCAGCAAGCUGGGAAUGUCCGGUUGUGAGAAAGAUCUCUCGGCUGCCUCGUCCUGUGCUGAAAUGACUUGUGAAUUCGGGGCGUCGUGCGUGGAAGUGAACGGCCUUCCCCAGUGUGAGUGUCCGUCAUUGCUGUGCACGGAAGCUGACACCUCCAAGGUCUGUGGCUCCGAUGGCGUGACCUAUGGUGACCAGUGCCAGCUAAGGACCAUAGCUUGCCGGCAAGGGAAGGUCAUAGAGGUGAAGCAUUUGGGCCAGUGUGCAGAAUCCCAUGCCAGCCAUCCUACCCCGCCUGCAACCCAACGGCCUUUGGACUCUGUUCCCCCUCUGGCACCCCAAAUCACGACUUUACCUCCCGAGCUAACCAGGACAUCCUCCUCUCCCUGGCAUUCAGAAGAUUACAUUUCCCGCCAGAGCCAGCCAGUCACCCGAAGGAUAACCAAGCCUGCUAUCCUCUCCACUCUUCCCUGGACGACUCAAGGUAUCCGCCAGACCACUGCCAGACCCCUCAUGACAGCCCCCAUGGUCCCUGCCACCACUCAGAUGGCUUACGUUGAAUCGGGCAGCGCGGAAGGCAGCGGAGAUCCAGAAUUGGGCACCAGCGGAGAUGAGGAAGGCAGCGGGACCAGCUCUGCAGGGGAGGAAGAAAUUGAAGACCCAAAGGUGCCCAGUCCCCACCUGAUUGAGAGAGCUACCUGUUACAACAGCCCUCUGGGAUGCUGCUCGGAUGGCAAGACGCCGGCCGCUGACGCCGAAGGAAGUAAUUGCCCAGCCACCAAAGUCUUCCAGGGGGUCCUGAUUUUGGAAGAGGUGGAAGGCCAAGAACUGUUUUACACCCCGGAAAUGGCCGAUCCGAAAUCCGAGCUGUUUGGGGAGACGGCCCGGAGCAUUGAAAGUGUGCUGGAUGAGCUUUUCCGCAACUCGGAGGUCAAGAGGGAUUUCAGGAGUGUCCAGGUGCGAGACCUGGGCCAAAGCAGCGCCGUCAGGGUCAUCGUGGAGUCUCAUUUUGACCCAGCGACUUCGUACACGGCUGCCGACAUCCAGCGGGCGCUUUUGAAGCAGAUCAAAAGCUCAAAGAAGAAAACCAUCUUGGUGAAGAGACCUCAGCAAGAGAAUAUCAAGUUCAUGGACUUUGACUGGAUCCCCCAGCUCUUCACCACGACCACCACGACCACGAUCGCCACCACAAUGGCUCCCACGGCUGCCAGCUCCCAGAGGUUCCCCAACACCACGACUCCCCGGAACCUGAAUCCAGGACGGCUGAACGGGAAAUCCUCCGGGGGAGCCACCACCAGAAAGCCCAGCACCACCCUUCCAGCCUUCACGGACCGGAAGAAACCCACGCGCCCUGUACCCACAACCAAGAAGCCCCCGCGGCCCUGUGACUCUCACCCCUGCUUGCAUGGCGGCACCUGCGAGGACGACGGCCGGGACUUCGCUUGCAGCUGCCCCGCCGGAAGAGGAGGAGCGGUUUGUGAGAAAUCCAUCCGAUACUUCAUCCCCAGCUUCGGCGGGAAGUCCUACCUGGCGUUCAAAAUGAUGAAGGCCUACCACACCGUGCGCAUCGCCAUGGAAUUCCGGACCUCCGAGCUGAGCGGGCUGCUCCUCUACAACGGACAGAACCGUGGGAAGGACUUCAUCUCCCUGGCACUGGUGAAUGGAUUCGUGGAGCUCAGGUUCAACACGGGCUCGGGGACAGGCGUGAUCACCAGCAAGGUCCCUGUUGAGCCCGGCCAUUGGCAUGCGCUGGUGGUCAACCGCAACCGGAGAAACGGCGUGCUGUCGGUAGACGGGGAGCCCCACGUGCACGGCGAGAGCCCAAGUGGAACUGAUGGGCUGAACCUCGACACCGAUCUCUUUGUCGGAGGGGCCCCGGAAGACCAAAUCGCUGUGGUGGCCGAGCGCACGUCCGUCACCGCUGGCCUGAAGGGCUGCAUCCGCCUGCUGGACGUCAACAACCAGAUGUACGACCUGCGGGAGAAAGGCGACGACGUGCUGUACGGCAGCGGGGUGGGGGAGUGUGGCAACAACCCUUGCCAGCCCAACCCCUGCCACCACGGCGGGCUCUGCCGCACUCUGGAGGCCGAGAUGUUUCACUGCGAGUGUCUCAACGGUUACACAGGACCCACCUGUGCCGACGAAAGAAAUCCCUGCGACCCCAACCCCUGCCACCUCUCUGCCACCUGCUUGGUGUUGCCAGAAGGCGGAUCGAAAUGCGAAUGCCCCAUGGGCCGCGGAGGCGAAUUCUGCGAAUCAGUUGCAGAAAUGGAUCAGACCGUGCCUUUCCUGCCGGAAUUCAACGGAUUCUCAUACCUGGAGCUGAACGGUCUCCAAACAUUUGUGCCAGAUCUGCAGGAUAAAAUGUCCAUGGAAGUGGCGUUCCUGAGCAGAAAUCCCAACGGUUUAAUUUUCUACAACGGACAGAAGACGGAUGGGAAAGGAGAUUUUAUCUCCUUGGCCCUUCACAACGGAUACUUGGAGUACAGAUACGACCUGGGCAAAGGAGCCGCCGUAAUCAAGAGCAGAGAGCCCAUCCCUCUGAAUACCUGGGUUGGUGUUUCGCUGGAAAGGAACGCACGGAAGGGCAUCAUGAGGAUUAACAACGGGGAACGGACCCUGGGUGAAUCGCCGUUGCCCCACACCUCACUUAAUUUGAAGGAACCCCUCUACGUUGGGGGCGCACCGGACUUCAGCCAACUGGCUCGGGCUGCCGCGGUGUCUGCUAGCUUUGAUGGAGCCAUUCAGAAGAUUUCCAUCAAAGGGACCCCCAUCCUGAAGGAGGAGAACAUCCGCAGCGCCGUUGAGAUUUCGCCUUUCCGCUCCCAUCCCUGCACGCAGAAGCCCACCCCUUGCCAGAACAGCGGAAGCUGCCAACCCCGCCUGGAGAGCUACGAAUGCGCCUGCCCCAGAGGCUUCUUCGGGACCCACUGCGAGAGAGUCCUCACCGAGAAAGCAGCUGGAGACUCGGAAGCCAUCGCCUUCGACGGCAGGACCUACAUCGAAUACCACAAUGCCGUGACGAAGAGCGAGAAGGCCCUGCAGACUAACUACUUUGAGCUCAGCAUCAAAACCGAAGCCACUCAGGGUCUCAUCCUGUGGAGCGGGAAGGGUCUGGAUCGAUCGGACUACAUCGCUUUGGCCAUCGUGGACGGCCGGGUUCAAAUGACCUACGACCUCGGCUCCAAGCCUGUGAUCUUGCGGUCUACCAUCCCAAUCAACACAAACCAGUGGAUUCAGAUCAAAGCGUCCAGAGUUCAUCGAGAUGGCUCCCUCCAAGUUGGUAAUGAGUCUCCCAUCAUGGGUUCCUCUCCCCUUGGAGCGACCCAGCUGGACACAGACGGGGCCCUUUGGCUGGGUGGCUUGGAGAAGCUCAGCCUGGCCCACAAGCUCCCCAAAUCUUUCCUCACCGGCUUCGUGGGCUGCCUACGAGACGUGGUGGUGGACCGCCAAGAACUCCACCUGGUAGAGGAUGCUUUGAACAAUCCCACCAUAUUGCACUGCGCAGCCAAAUGAAGACGCCCUGCUUCUCUCUCUCUCUCUCCCUCUCCCUCUUCUCUCUCCCCUCCGCCCGGCUAUUGCUGUAAUUAUUUUCUA
Messenger RNA from Thamnophis elegans (Western terrestrial garter snake), 5601 nucleotides. It is a transcript of the gene AGRN, whose product is annotated as agrin. NCBI's taxonomy places the organism in Eukaryota, Metazoa, Chordata, Lepidosauria, Squamata, Natricidae. The transcript has 33 exons. The coding region runs from base 1 to 5520 and encodes 1839 amino acids. The record is from RefSeq and is a predicted model, not a curated record. Gene Ontology annotation, molecular function: calcium ion binding; protein binding.